Bubalus bubalis (water buffalo) is the source of this 1955-nucleotide messenger RNA. It is a transcript of the gene UBE2V1, whose product is annotated as ubiquitin conjugating enzyme E2 V1. NCBI's taxonomy places the organism in Eukaryota, Metazoa, Chordata, Mammalia, Artiodactyla, Bovidae. The record is from RefSeq and is a predicted model, not a curated record. Gene Ontology annotation, biological process: protein K63-linked ubiquitination; DNA damage tolerance. Gene Ontology annotation, cellular component: nucleus. Bases 134 to 577 code for a protein of 147 amino acids. The transcript is spliced from 4 exons.
CAGGCAACGCGUCGAGAGGCCCGCGGAGCAGGCGUCAGUGAGGUGUCCGCGCCUGCGCACGCGCCUGCGCAGAAGAGCCCGGGGCCGGUGGGGGGUGAAGAAGGGGCCGGCCUUUGAGCGACAGCGACGCAAGAUGGCAGCCACCACGGGCUCGGGAGUAAAAGUCCCUCGCAAUUUCCGACUGUUGGAAGAACUCGAAGAAGGCCAGAAAGGAGUAGGAGAUGGCACAGUUAGCUGGGGUCUAGAAGAUGACGAAGACAUGACACUUACAAGAUGGACAGGGAUGAUAAUUGGGCCUCCAAGAACAAUUUAUGAAAACCGAAUAUACAGCCUUAAAAUAGAAUGUGGACCUAAAUACCCAGAAGCACCCCCCUUUGUAAGAUUUGUAACAAAAAUUAAUAUGAAUGGAGUUAAUAGUUCUAAUGGAGUGGUGGACCCAAGAGCCAUAUCAGUGCUAGCAAAAUGGCAGAAUUCGUAUAGCAUCAAAGUUGUCCUGCAAGAGCUUCGGCGCCUAAUGAUGUCUAAAGAAAAUAUGAAACUCCCUCAGCCGCCUGAAGGACAGUGUUACAGCAAUUAAUCAAAAAGAAAAACCACAGGCCCUCCCCUGCCCCCAUUCGAUUUAAACAGUCUUCAUUUUCCACAGUAGUAAAUUUUCUAGAUUCGUCUUGUAGACCUCAAAGUACUGGAAAGAAAGCUCCCAUUCAAAGGCAGUUUAUCUUAAGAUACUGUAAAUGAUACUAAUUUUUUUGUCCAUUUGAAAUAUACAAGUUGUGCUGUAACAAAUCACCCUGUCAAGCGUAACCACUGUCCACAUAGUUGAACUUCUGGGAUCAAGAAAGUUAUAUUUAAAUUGAUUCCCAUCCUAACCGGUGGGACACAUCUAACUCAACUGUGAAAAGACACAUCACACAAUCACCUUGCUGCUGAUUCCAUGGCCUGGGGUCUCUGCCUUCUCCCCCCUCCCCUCCCCCUCCUUGCAACAGCCCUCCAGCUCGGGGUGGCUUAGUAGAGUACACGUGAAGGUUUCAGGUCACAGCCUGGGGGACACUGCUCGCGUGUGGGCUGCUCUGUCCGCAUCCCUGGUCUCUCUCUCUAAGUCUUAAGUGAUGCCCCGCUUCCAAGCCAUCAAUCCUGCUCCCCCCACCCUCCACUGCCGCCCUUGGCCGAGGCAUAGAUUGUAACCCCUCUGCUUCCCUCUGAAAUUGGCCUUUGGUUAGGAAUUCAGGGCUUUACCCAUAUCUCCUCCCCCCACCUUAAUCGAGGGGUGCUGCUUUUUCCUUCCUCCUCCUCAAGUCCCUGUGCACCCCCACCACCCAACACUUUCCAUGACGCUUCCUUGCUUUGGCCAGAAGCCAUCAGGUAAGGUUGGAAAGAGUCUCUGACCUCCCCUCAUUUAGCCUUGGAACCACAAUUUACUCUCCACCAGCCUGGGAAAUGAAUAUUGGGUUCUCAGCCUUGCCACCCUCUGCUGUCAUCAUCAGCUGAUGCGUUUCUUUAGCUCAGGUUUUGAUAAGGUGAAAAGAACAGUCACCAGGGUUACUCAGACCUGCCAGCUCAUGACCUCCUUGGUGGUUAAACUUGGAGAAAGGCCACAGAAGACACUUGUAAGCACACACAACCCCUCUGAAUGAAUUGUUUUAUUUUCCUGUAAAGGCUUUGGCUUUUUAAAAUUGAAGUUUUAAACAGGGCUCUCAUUGGGUCAUCCUUUCAGUCCAUUCGGGUCUAGUUUGGAAGCUGACAACUGGAACAAAAAGAACCUUGAAUUCGGUGCAUACUUUGGUUUUGGUGCUGCUGCUUCUCCCGGUCCUCAGCAGGGAUUACGAAAGACCUCGGUGUGCACGGCAGAUCCCCGAAAUUCCUGGCAAAUCGCUGCGUUUUUCCACUUUUCUGUUCAGGACCACUAAAUGCUGAGAUGUGGAUGCAUACCGAAAUAAAAUCAAUUCAUUGUGUUCCAA